Molecule: messenger RNA, 606 nt
Organism: Fomitopsis serialis
Lineage: Eukaryota; Fungi; Basidiomycota; Agaricomycetes; Polyporales; Fomitopsidaceae
Exons: 4
Coding region: 9-401 (130 amino acids)
Source: RefSeq, a predicted model, not a curated record
CAUUAGCAAUGGCCCGCUUCACCAUGCUCGCUGCUUUCAUCGGUGCCCUCACCGCCAUCGCCGCUGCCACGCCCAUCGACGGUGGUGAGACCCAAGCCCUCGAGAAGCGUGUCACCCACACCGGCAAGGUAGUACUCUCUCCGGCUGCUUACCGACGGAACAGCGACCCCGUCGUCGCCAUCUCCCACCUCAUCUACGGCAGCGGUGGAAACUUGGAUGCAAAUACCAACCCGGCCACUGGCAUCAGCCAGUACGCCAAGACCGUCGACGAGUGCGAGGGCUGCGGCGCGUACGACAUCGAUCUCAGCCCGUCUCUGUUUGAGUCCCUGGGUGCUCCGCUCUCCCAGGGUGUCAUAGAGGGUGUCGAGUGGCACUUCGAGGCCAAGGGCUUCAGCCCGUAAGCGUCGCAGAAGGAGGAACGUCGCAAUAAGAACGGUGGCUCGUUGAUUGGGUAACAUAUUGGUUAUAAAUGGCCAAGUGAUUUAUGGCAAUGCUGUGGUAUACGACGCCUGAGAUUGACUUGGACCGAAUGAGAGUCCGGGAGACAUACCGCGAUUGUAAUUCUUGUAAUUUGAAUGCCGAAUUCACUGGAGAUAUUUCCUCUGA